AUGACUCAACCAGGGCAGUUGCCAAAAAUGACGGACAGCAGCAUUCUGCAGAUCAGCUGCAACGGCUCACACACAAUUCGCAUAGAGAAGCCCCUGAAUGCAAAGGAUCUAAGGGCCAUAAAAACAAAACUCCAAGAUGGCCGCAAACGGUGUGUGGCGCUGUUAGAGGACGACGGAGACCAGUUCCUCCCCCGGGACAUCAUUGCAGAGAUCCUGACGGAAUCAACCAUUCAAUCACUUCUGCGGGAAAAGGACACAACAAGCGGGAUACACCUGAGUGCCAUUGUUGGUGAUGAGACACGCAUCAAGCUUUUCACCAUCUUGAUUCUAAUGAAGAGGACCAAAUAUCUUCGGCGCAUGAUUCGGCGAGGUCUCCGGGAUAAUAACCUUCCCUUAUCAAAACGAUCCUUGGAAAGCAUAUUCCCGACGUCGCAAGACAAUUCUAGCUUCGUGGACCGUUUCGUCAUUCACCAAUCCUUGGUGGCUGUGCCUACUUGGGACUUCACUUCUCCCGAUAUGCAGGAGGGAGAGUACCCGUUGAGGUUCCACAACCUGCCAUUUCUCAAGAAGAAAAAGCUUUCAAAUGGUGGGCAAGGAUUAGUUUGGAAGGUAGAAAUCCACCCGGCCCACUUCACGGGAACCCGGACUGGUUCGAGCCGAUGGGAAUGCUUCCACAGAGGCCCCGAAUUCGCUGUGAAGGAAUUCUCGAAGGAAGAAGAGUUCAAACGAGAACUUUCUGCCCUAAAGUGCUUCAACCAGUCCAAGACCAAACACAAGCAUUUGAUCAGGGUUCUAGCAGCCUACUCGCAGGGCAGAAGCCAUUUCUUGAUCCUACCGCUAGCCAAAGGUAACCUUGUCGAAUUCUGGAACCACAACGGUCCUCUGUGCAAGGACCCUAUCUGGCUUCUCAGGCAGUGUUACGGUCUCACGGAUGGCUUGCGCAGGAUACACAAAUGCGAGGUUCCAGAAGUCGGACCCUCGUCACAUGGGCGGAACUUCCUUCGAGGUCGACAUGGCGACAUCAAGCCGCCAAACAUACUCUGGUUUGUCGACAACUCGACGGGAGAAAACCGGCUAGUCCUCUCCGACUUCACGCUGAUGCGCUUCCACGCGCAGGGGAGCGAGACCGACACGCUCGUGGAGAGCGUCGGCAGGACCAGGACUUACCGCGCCCCCGAACUCGAUGUGUUGCUGUCACCCGACAGUCGAGUCAGCCAGAAAUAUGACGUCUGGAGCUUGGGGUGCGUGUUCCUGGAGUUUGUCAGCUGCCACCUCGUCGGCUACAAAGCGACACGGGGCGACGAGAAACACUUCGACGGCGAUUCUGGCCAAGGUUACGAGACCUUCGAUACCACUCGCGUGGUGGAGGACUUCACCGCCGGCGGAGGGGUUGAGGACAAGUAUUUCAUCCACAAAAGGGGGAAGCAAGCCGCCGAAGUCAAAGAGUCAGUCAAGGAUUGGUUUUCUUACCUGCGUGGACUGAAACAUUGUCCCACUGCCCUGUCUGAUUUCUUGAAUCUCAUCCAGAAGCAUAUGCUCGUCAUCAACCCGGAUGAACGAUGGGGCUCGAAGAAAGUUUUUCGCCGCUUGAGACAGAUACUAAACCAGAAGUCCAACCCCAAGGGAUAUUACUGUUCAGCUCGUGCGAGGGAUACUUUCCAUCCCAGCCCCUUGCUUCGUCUAUGGGACGAGUCCUCAUACGAUCAACGGCUCUUGUAUCAUCUUAACGACAAGGCGGAACUGCUGACCUACUCCGGCUUGAAAUCCAGCGUGGACCGCGCCAUAUCUGCUCUGCCCGCCUCCAUGAAGCAGGACAUGGAGUUCUUUGACGUCACAUUUCUUUCCCAGUCCUCCGUCUCAGUACAUGGUCCCAGCCGCUCUCCGACCACCACAACAGCCGGCACCCACACUGCACCGGAAGACCAAAGGGAUACCGUAUCGGAGACCUCGUCACUUGCUCAUGACCCUAGCUCUACAGAAGCCUCUGUGGACCUUGCGCGUAGUGAUAUUUCGGACCAUCCUCUGCAACCGCCGUUAUAUCAAUUUGAGACGAGAAAUCGGGCACCGAAGCUGCUGGGCAAAGCGUCCAGUAUAAGCUCCAUGCAAGUAUCCACAGAUUGCAUUCAACAUGAUGUGUCCCAAGACGCACAAUUCCUCCGCACUCCCUCAAGAUCCCACGGUCCUUCUUCCUCAAGAGCCACCAGCAUCUUCACACGCGACCUGCGGAGGAUCGUGCUGAAGGGGAACGGCGAUGUCCCAUCCAACGACAUGUUUUAUCGGGGCUCGAUCGCGAACAACGGGAGAACAUUCGAUGAUUACGGGCCAUCUUCAAUCUUCUAUGAUGCAGUAGCGAAGUGGGACCCCUUUCCCCAUAGUUGA
Molecule: messenger RNA, 2379 nt
Organism: Diaporthe citri
Lineage: Eukaryota; Fungi; Ascomycota; Sordariomycetes; Diaporthales; Diaporthaceae
Exons: 6
Coding region: 1-2379 (792 amino acids)
Biological process (GO): peptidyl-serine phosphorylation; peptidyl-threonine phosphorylation
Molecular function (GO): protein serine/threonine kinase activity; ATP binding
Source: RefSeq, a predicted model, not a curated record